Molecule: messenger RNA, 3120 nt
Organism: Plectropomus leopardus (leopard coralgrouper)
Lineage: Eukaryota; Metazoa; Chordata; Actinopteri; Perciformes; Serranidae
Source: RefSeq, a predicted model, not a curated record
CAAGCAAGUUGUUGAGUUUUAUUUGUCCCAACAGACGUCGAAGAAGUGUGCUCUCCAGUUUUCUGUGCAUGCAGGACGGUGGUGCAGGCAGACAUAGUGUUUCUGGUGGAUGAGUCAUGGAGUGUGGGCCAGACCAGCUUCUCCAGUGUCAAAAACUUCAUCUCCGCCAUCGUCUCCUCCUUCCAGGACAAUGUGGUGGGACCUGAGGGGGUACGCUUUGGAGUCACUGUCUUUGGGGAUAUUGCAAGGAUGCGGAUUGCUUUGACAGACUACAGCUCACUGGAGGAGGUGCUCAGAGCCAUCAGAGACCUCCCCUAUGAGGGUGGAUCCAGGAGAAUUGGCGAUGCCCUCCAGUUUCUCGUUGACCCCGUGUUCAGCCCUGUUAUCAGUAGAGACCAUGCACCAAAGAUUGCUGUAAUGAUCACAAACGGACGUUCAGACGACCAGGUCGAUGCCGCAGCCAGAGCUGUAGCUGACAAUGGGAUUUCUCUCUUUGCAGUAGGUGCUUGGGGAGCUGAUGAGUCAGAGCUGAGGAGGAUUGUGACAGAGCCACAUGAGGAGUACUUAUUACUGGGCGCUGACUACUCUCGCCUUGACACCAUUCUUCCCAAACUGUCCCGCAGAGUGUGUUUUACUGCCUCUGAACCACCACGUCCUGUGAAAACCUCCCCACCUGUUGAAGAGCCUGUGGUUGGUCCCAGAGACCUUCUAGUUAGCGAGUUGGCCCACAGUUCCCUCAGACUGACAUGGAGCCAGGCAACAGGUGAUGUCACCGGAUAUCGUCUCCUGGUCUACCCUCUUAGUUCGAGUGGACCCGUCCCCCCAAGACAGAAACAACUUGAUCUGAAAGCAGAUGUGAGUACAGCAUUGGUGACGGAGCUUAGUCCUAAAACAGACUAUUCCCUCACUGUCUACGCCAUCUACCCCAGCCUCAUAGGAAACUCUGCAACAAUCAAUGUCCAAACAACCCCGUUGCCUCAGGUAUCAAACUUCCGUGUCAUUGAGGAGGGCCUGUUCUCCCUGCGCCUGGGCUGGACGCCUCCUCUGGGGAAGCUCAAUGGAUUCAAGAUCUUCAUCCCAAGAUCCAAUCGUCCAGGAUUUACUUAUGAAAACAUGCUUCCUGGAGACACUUCUUCUCAUGUGAUCGACAGCCUGGAGGAGGAUAAGAAGUACAUAAUCAGUAUUUAUGCUGUUUACCCUGAGGGACCAAGUGAAACGGUUUCGAUAGUGGGCAAGACAUUAAAGCUGGUACCAGUUAAGAAGUUCCUGGUCCAAAACGCCACCACAGACACUGUCCAGGCGAGGUGGGCAUCGGUUAAGGGUGCCACUGGAUACCGUCUUACAUGGGAAGCCCCAGAUGGCCACAUAGAGAACAUAAACCUUGGGGACAACUUUAACUUCUACAUGAUCCAGGGCCUGCACUCAGCCUCUGAGUACACUGUCACCAUCAACCCCAUCUUUGGAGACAUUGAGGGGCCCAUCACCACCACCAAAAUCAAGACAUUGGAAAGCAGUGCAGUACAAACUUUGAAGGUGUCUGCUGUGAGCACCAGUACUGCAGUCGUCUCAUGGAACAGUGUCCCAGGAGCCACAGGAUACAGACUGGCCUGGGGUCCCACUCCAGAGUUUGUCGGUCGGGACCGUCCCAGGCAGUUGGCUCUGAACGGCAGCACCACAGAAUACCAGCUGAAAAAUGUAGCUCAUGAUACCGAGUAUGUCCUGUCUCUCUACGUGCUGUUUGGAUCUGUGGUGGGGCCUGGUAUCAGUGCUACCUUCAGAACUUCUCCGUUGGGGUACGUGUCAAACUUCAAGGUGUCGUCCUACACCAGUACGUCCAUAGACGUGGAGUGGAGUGCCAUUGUUGGGGCUACUGAGUACAAACUGUCGUGGAGCACAGGUGACAGCAGCCCUCAGUCCCAUUACCUGGACCGCAGUGUUCUCUUUCAUCGUAUUGAAGACCUGAACCCACAGUCCACCUACACAAUCACUAUCCGUGCAGUGUACGGCAACUCAGAGGGGCCUGAAAUCUCCUUAUCUCAGCUCACGGCUGCUGUCUCAGACUCUCAGCCAAUCCAGGCAGUGAAGGAGGUAAAGGUUGUUGACAUUGGAGUCAACGCCUUCACUCUGUCCUGGAGGAAAACACCAGGGGCAUCUGGGUACAAAAUCUCCUGGAUCCCCUUUCUGGGGGGUAAUGAGAAGACGCACGUGGUAUCUGCUACUUCCACCACAUAUACCAUCCACAAGCUGCGGGAGAGCUCAGCUUAUAAGAUUCAGGUGUCCUCCAUGGUGGGCAACAGGGAGGGAAGUCCAGUCCUGCUUACUGCACGCACCUUGGAUCUUCCAAAAGUGAAUGACUUUGCUGCUCUGAACACAACAGACAGCAGCACUGUUCUGAACUGGACACGUGUGGCUGGUGUUUCUGGAUACCUUCUUUCCUGGAGGCACAUCUCAGUGUUGGAGACUAAAACAGAGACUCUGGGCCCUGGUUUCACCUCCUAUAAGAUCAGUGAUUUGCUGUAUGGAAGAACCUAUAUUUUUACCAUCAGACCUUUGUAUGGAGAAGUGGAGGGCCCUAUAAGCACAGUGUAUCAGAGAAUAUUGGGACCGGAUCGUCCGUCGAUAACGGUCCAGUCUGUGCCAACCACAGUUGGCCCUCAUAUAACAACUGCCUCCAUCACUCAAACAGCCAUCAGGACCACCCGGCACCCCAUUGCGUUGCCACCAACUAAAUCCAUAACAACCAAGAAACCUCCAGGCCAGCCAAGUAUCACUGGAGCCAAAACAGCAGAAGUCACCCCCUUUAAAUUGACAACAGUGAAUGCCGAGACAACGGCUCCACCAAGACCAGUGUGUGGUAAGGCCAAAGCAGACAUAGUAUUCUUAGUGGAUGAGUCCUCCAGCAUCGGAGCUAACAACUUCAUCAAGAUGAAAGACUUCAUAUUCCGAGUGGCCACUUACUUCCCUGUCAUUGGUCCUCAGGGCACGCAGGUAGCUGUGGUUCAUUACAGCGAUGAGCCCCGCAUUGAAUUCCGCCUAAGUGACUUCAAAGACAGAAACUCUGUGCUCAGGGCGCUGAGAGCGCUGCGUUAUGGAGGUGGCAACACCAAAACAGGUCAGUGA